Tetrahymena thermophila SB210 is the source of this 306-nucleotide messenger RNA. RefSeq lists its product as hypothetical. Lineage: Eukaryota; Ciliophora; Oligohymenophorea; Hymenostomatida; Tetrahymenidae. The transcript has 2 exons. The record is from RefSeq and is a predicted model, not a curated record.
AUGAAUUAGUUUAAGCUUUUAAUAAUUUAUAUUAUUCAACAAUUCUUUUCUUCCAAAAAAAUUAUAAUUCUAACAAUAAGCUAACUGAAUUAAUAAUAUUUGGAUAUUCAGACACUAGUUUAUUUUAAAUAAAUGCAAGUUAACUUGACUAAGAGCUAAACCUCAAAAUAGUUAGUGCAGAAGUUACUUUUCAAUAAAGUUAAAUUCAAACGAAUGAAUUGCAUUUCUAAUUAUAAACAGCCGUUUUUUAUCAAAACAAAGUAUUAGGAUAGUAUAUAAUUUCUUUUGAUAAAGUCUAACAAAUGA